Messenger RNA from Nicrophorus vespilloides, 1791 nucleotides. Its product is annotated as DNA ligase 3-like. The transcript has a single exon. Gene Ontology annotation, cellular component: DNA ligase III-XRCC1 complex. Bases 12 to 1565 code for a protein of 517 amino acids. The record is from RefSeq and is a predicted model, not a curated record. Gene Ontology annotation, molecular function: zinc ion binding; ATP binding; DNA ligase (ATP) activity. Lineage: Eukaryota; Metazoa; Arthropoda; Insecta; Coleoptera; Silphidae. Gene Ontology annotation, biological process: mitochondrial DNA repair; lagging strand elongation; DNA recombination.
AAUUGUAAUCGAUGGGUGAUAUAGAUUCAUCGCAAAAGCCAUUCUGCGUAGAUAGACCAACACAGGGUCGUGCUACUUGCAGAAGAUGUGAUCAAAAGUGUUUAAAAGGUGAAUUGCGCUUAGCAAAAUACGUCCAAGGCCCACGUGGACCAUUGAAGUAUUGGUAUCAUAUAGACUGUUUAUUUGAGGUAUUCUUAAAUCAAAGACCUAAUACCAGAAGAUUGGUAUCUGCAAAUGAUUUGGACGGAUGGAACAAUUUGAGUACAGCAGAUAAAGAACUUAUAAUCGAGAAGGUCGAACAAUGUGAGAGAGAGUAUGCGAGAAGACAAGGAAAGGAAUUUGAAUCAAUUGAAUUUGAAGAUGAAGGAAUUAAUGAAUUUAGAAAUACAACUACCAGCCAAAUUAUUGUUAUGAAACCAAUCCAACCUAUGUUAGCUGAAGCAUGUAAAAACAUGAGGCAAGCUUUGAAGAAAUUCCCGAACGGCAUUUUUUCGGAAGUCAAAUAUGAUGGAGAGCGUGUGCAGGUGCACAAAAAGAACAAAGAAUUAAAAUUUUUCUCAAGGAGUCUGCUACCAGUUCAGAAACAUAAAAUUGUAGGUUUUGAUAAACAUAUUUCCAAAGCUAUGCCUAAUGCCAAAGAUGUUAUAUUAGAUUGCGAGGUAGUGAUGGUAGAUAAGAACAAUGGAAAGCCGCUACCGUUUGGAACUUUAGGAAAAAAUAAGCAGAAAGAACAAAAAAAUGCUUCUCUCUGUUUAUUUAUAUUUGAUUGCAUGUAUUUAAAUGGUGAGGAUUUGACUGAGAGACCUUUGAAGGAACGAAGAGACUUAUUGUCGAGGAAUAUGACAGAGAUUCCUAACGUGAUGAUGCUUUCGGAAAUGAAAGAGAUUUAUAAUGCUAACGAUUUGGCUCAGCACAUGAAAGAAGUUAUUAAAUUAGGAUUAGAAGGUUUGGUAUUGAAGGACAUCUUAGGUAAAUAUGAGCCUGGGGAAAGGCACUGGUUGAAAGUGAAAAAAGACCAUUUAUAUGAUGGAAAAAUGGCAGAUACUUCGGAUUUGGUAGUUCUCGGGUCUUGGGGUAAAUCAGUUUUUUUGAUGGGCGUUUAUGAUGCAAAUACUGAGAAAUAUUACACUGUAACCAAGGUACGAUCAAAUUUGAAAAAUAAUGGAAAUUUAGUCAAGAAUAAUAAGCAAAUUACUCCGAAGUGGUUAAAUUGUUCUAAAACUAUGUUGCCCGAAUUUAUUGCUAAAGAUCCGAAACAGCAACCAGUCUGGGAAGUAAUCGGCGCUGAAUUUAUUCAAACUCACCGUGUUCACACGGCGAAUGGUAUAUCCAUAAGAUUCCCAAGAGUAAAGAAAGUAAGAACCGACAAAAAUUGGAAAACUGCAACGAGUUUGGAUGAACUGACUAAACUCUACAAUACAUCAAAAUAUAAUUUUGAUGGUUCAUUGAUCGACGAAGAAUUGGAAAUUUUAAAUCGUGAAGGAAAAUUUGACAGGAAACGUAAAGCGCAAAACGAAAUUAAUGACGAUCCACGAAAGAGACCGUCAACAUCAUCUAAACCGUAAUAUAGAUCAUAAACUCAAUAACAUUAAUAAAUAAUAUUUUUCAUGCAACUCAACUUCUUAAUCUGCGAUCAGAUUUACUUAUUGUUCAUACUAAAUAGAUUAUAAAUAAACAUGUCAUAUCGUAGCACUUCAGUACAUUAAAAUUCUGUCAUUCACAUUAAAUUUCGUAAAACGGAGGUUUAUGUGAUUACUGACUUAAACAUAUAAUAAAUUGUCUUUGCAUUAA